GCUGCCCGGCUGAAAACUCGGCGCCGCGGCGGAUGCGGCGGCUCUCGGCAGCGCGGCGGAGGCGAAGAUGGUGGCGGCUCCGUGCGCCCGCCGGCUGGCGCGGCGCUCCCGCUCGGCGCUGGUGGCGGCGCUCACCGUGCUGCUGCUGCAGACCCUCCUCGUCUGGAAUUUCACCUCCCUCGACGCCGGCGAGGAGCAGCAGCGCGGAGGGGCCGGUCGAGAGAAGAGAGACCGCGGCGGUGCUGCCGGCGGGGAGAACCGGGAGCACCCGCAGCGCCGCGGAGCCGGCGCCCUGCACGGCAAGGCCAUGGAUGGCUAUUUUUCCCACCGACCGAAAGAGAAAACGCGAACGGACAGCAAUAAUGAAAAUUCAGUCCCCAAGGACUUUGAAAACAUUGAUAACAGUAACUUUGCUCCCAGGACUCAGAGACAAAAACACCAGUCUGAGCUGGUGAAAAAACCCCUAAGCAAGCAAAAGGAGCAUCUGAGAAAGAAACUGGAAGAGGAGAAAGUGAAGGAGAACUCACUGCUGGAAAAGAGCUCCAAUGAGGUGGUGCAAUUGGGCGAUCAGCCUGGGAAAAACAACAGCAGCAACAGCAACCUGAAGGACAUGCAGAGGCCUCCCAGGCAGCAUCAUCUCACAAAAAGCGGAAACAGCUCCCCUGAAGUGCGAUACGACCAGCCGCCAAAGUGCGAGGUAACGGGCAAAGAGGCAAUCUCAGCCAUGUCCCGGGCUAAGUCGAAGCAGUGCCGACAGGAGAUCGCAGAGGUAUACUGCCAGCACAAGCACGGGAAGCUGAUGCCGGAGAAGGUGACACGUUUCUGUGCGCUGGAGGGAAAAGCCAACAACAAUGUGCAGUGGGAUGAGGACUCCGUAGAGUACAUGCCAGCCAACCCAGUCAGGAUCGCAUUUGUCUUGGUUGUUCAUGGCAGAGCUUCUCGGCAGCUCCAACGCAUGUUUAAGGCUAUUUACCAUAAAGACCAUUUUUAUUACAUUCAUGUUGACAAGCGAUCCAAUUACUUACACCGACAAGUGCUCCAGUUUGCUAACCAGUACCCAAAUGUGAGAGUCACUUCUUGGAGAAUGGCAACUAUCUGGGGAGGAGCAAGCCUUCUGUCUACCUACCUGCAGAGCAUGAGGGACUUAAUGGAGAUGAAUGACUGGCCAUGGGAUUUCUUCAUUAACCUCAGCGCUGCCGACUACCCAAUCAGGACAAAUGACCAGCUGGUAGCAUUCCUGUCUAGAUACCGUGAUAUGAACUUCUUGAAGUCACACGGCAGGGACAAUGCAAGAUUUAUUCGAAAACAGGGACUGGAUCGGCUUUUCCUGGAGUGCGAUACGCACAUGUGGCGCCUGGGGGACCGGAAGAUCCCAGAGGGAAUUGCUGUCGAUGGAGGGUCGGACUGGUUUCUUCUCAACAGAAAGUUUGUGGAGUAUGUGACUUUUUCCAACGAUGAUCUUGUAACAAAGAUGAAGAGGUUUUAUUCUUACACAUUGCUGCCUGCUGAGUCCUUCUUUCACACUGUUCUGGAAAAUAGCCCAUACUGUGACUCCAUGGUGGACAACAAUCUGCGCAUCACAAACUGGAAUCGUAAACUUGGCUGCAAGUGUCAGUACAAGCACAUCGUUGACUGGUGCGGCUGUUCACCUAAUGACUUCAAACCAGCAGACUUCCACAGAUUCCAGCAGACUGCCAGGCCGACUUUCUUUGCCCGCAAAUUUGAAGCUGUGGUCAAUCAGGAGAUAAUUGGCCAGCUGGAUUAUUACCUGUAUGGCAACUACCCGUCUGGCACCCCCGGCCUCCGGGCGUACUGGGAGAACGUGUACGACGAGCCUGAUGGCGUGCACACCCUCAGCGACGUUGCGCUCACCAUGUACCACGCAUUCUCCCGCCUGGGCCUGCGGAGAGCCGAGACUUCAUUUCACACUACUGGAGACAACAGCUGCCGAUACUAUCCCAUGGGCCACCCAGUUUCCGUCCACCUUUACUUCCUUGCUGACCGUUUCCAAGGUUUCCUAAUUAAACACCAUGCCACCAACCUGGCUGUCAGCAAACUAGAGACUUUGGAAACGUGGGUAAUGCCAAAGAAAGUCUUUAAGAUCGCAAGUCCACCCAGUGAUUUUGGAAGGUUACAGUUCUCAGAGAUCGGCACCGAGUGGGACGCCAAGGAAAGGCUUUUCCGGAACUUUGGAGGACUGCUUGGGCCAACAGAUGAGCCAGUUGGCAUGCAGAAAUGGGGGAAAGGCCCCAACGUCACCGUUACUGUCAUUUGGGUGGAUCCAGUCAAUGUAAUAGCAGCAACGUAUGAUAUUCUUAUUGAAUCCAGUGCAGAAUAUACUCACUACAAACCACCUUUGAAUUUGCCCCUGCGACCUGGUGUCUGGACAAUAAAAAUUCUGCACCACUGGGUACAGGUAGCUGAAACCAAAUUCCUCGUUACUCCUCUCACCUUCUCAAAUCGGCAGCCUAUCAAACAAGAAAAAGGAAUCGCCUCCAUCUCCUAUAGCUUGGAUGAGCAGCAUGGGCAGUAAACAAGGAUGAGAAUUUAUUACUUUCUCCUGCGAACUCUUCAGCAGAGACUUAGAGGGUUCUGAGUUGAAUCCUCAGAAUUUCCUGUUGAUGCGUAGCUCUGCACUCUGACUGCCAUUAACCAGCUCCUCUACAGGACGUGCAGACACCUAACUUUGGGUAUUCGCUCUGCUGUGGGGACAGGCAGUCCCCUUCUAGUAUUGUGUCAGGGUUUCAUAAUUUGUUUCACAUCAGGGAAGGACAUGUUCUCUGUGUGCAGUUAUGGCCCAUAACACACUGAAAAACACUGUGGUUUGUUUCUUCUAAGUACUAUCCCCGGCGGUCUUUCCUUCUCCUAUCUGCUGAUAAUAUUUGUUUGUUGUUUUUCAAAAAACUUUCCCUUCAUUUCCAUUACGCACUUCUUGCUGUUGUCUCUGCGGGCAUGUCCUUGCAGCGCGGCUGGUUCUGGAGCAGAGCGCAGCGGUCACUUGGUGGUGCAGAGCAAAGCAGUGUGCUGGGGGAGAAGUCUGGCAUGUCUGACACAAUUACAGCAACAGCAAAAUGAAGACAUUUACAUGUGUUGAAGAUGCUGAGGUUAUCACCCUUAGAUUCGCAAGAGCAGCCCCCUGAUCUUAAGCAGCAGGGGCCACAGAGAAAAGAUCAUCUCCUGCUGCAUCGCCAGCACUGGGUCCUACAGCUUCUGUUGGUUUCAGUCCUGAUAAUCCACAAAGUCCCAAUGCUGAGCAAGUUCUGUUUCAUCCCAUUAUUUGUCUGGAAAAACAUCUCUCUUGUUCCAGGCAGAAAACACAUGCACAACAGCCUUUAAUUCAACAAGCUCUCUGAAUUGCUGAUUUCAAUCAGAUGAUCCUGCUAGUAAUGCCAACUCUUAUUUAUUUGGGGAUUUUUACUUAUAAUGUUCCUAUUUAAUUAAUAUGUUGACAAACAGUCUUCCAUAUGUAAUUGCUUCCAAAGGAGGAAAUUUAAUCAUGUGUACUUGUUCUGUUUCUUAAACUGCAGUGCUCUGGCAGAGCGCACUUCUGACACAUGUGCAUGGAACAAACUCCUUUUGACUAGCGGUUAUUCUGGAUAAAAGAAAAAAAAAACACAUUUAAAACAAAACUAAAAAAGGUGGGUUUGAUGAAUGCAGGAACAAUUAACCAGUGUAUAAUGGUGAUGGGAAUCUGCUGAACUAAUUUAAUAGGGGAUUUGAAGUAAUGGACUUGCGCAGUAUUUGACAUUAAAAACUUUGCAAAUGUAACAGAAAAGCUCCAAUUAAAUGUCCCUUUUCCCUCUAAAUAAAUGUACUGAUUUAUUGCCAGU
Messenger RNA from Cygnus atratus (black swan), 3830 nucleotides. It is a transcript of the gene XYLT1, whose product is annotated as xylosyltransferase 1. Gene Ontology annotation, biological process: chondroitin sulfate proteoglycan biosynthetic process; heparan sulfate proteoglycan biosynthetic process. The record is from RefSeq and is a predicted model, not a curated record. The coding region runs from base 68 to 2533 and encodes 821 amino acids. Gene Ontology annotation, molecular function: protein xylosyltransferase activity. Gene Ontology annotation, cellular component: membrane. The transcript has 11 exons. NCBI's taxonomy places the organism in Eukaryota, Metazoa, Chordata, Aves, Anseriformes, Anatidae.